GCACCGUGUUCCGCCACAGCUGAAGGAGGCGCUGGCUGGAGGCAGCGGUCUGCAUGUCGCUCGGAGACGUCUCGAUUUAUUCAACAAACAGAUGUGUGGAGGCUCCUGUGGGAAAAGGUUUUGCAUUCACCACGUCAUCUCAAGUAGUCCCGUGCGUCCUUCGUGAUCUUACGAGCCUACUACGAACCUGAUUACAAAGAGCUAUUCGAAUGGAACUGAUCCAGUCCUCGAGUCAUGGAGAGGGAGCUGCACUUUUGGGAGAGAUCAGCUGUCCACUGAAAGCCACCAAGGACAUCUGGUUUGGAUGCUGUUCCUGCACCUAUGUCACUAGAGAGCAGCGUGGGAUUGUGAGCCACCUGGUUGCCCAUGGUGAUAAACAAUCCAAGUGCCAGCAUCCUUCCAUGUCAUCUACCUCUGGAUCCCAAGUGCCCGGCAGUGCACAAAAGUACAGGAGUGAUAAGUUGUUCAAGUGCAAGCUGUGCCCCCAAGCCUUUGCUUACAAUAACCGUCUGCUCCGUCACAAUCGAACACACACUGGUGAAAAGCCAUUUGAGUGCAAGCUUUGCCCCCGAGCUUUUGCACAGAAUUCAGCUUUGAGAAGCCAUAUUCAAACACAUACUGGUGAAAAGCCAUUUAAGUGCAAGCUAUGCCCCCAAGCCUUUUAUCGCAAUUCCUAUCUCAUCUGCCAUAAUCGAACUCACACUGGGGAAAAACCAUUUAAGUGCACGCUGUGCCAUCAAGCCUUUUCUCAAAAUGCUGAUCUCACCAUGCACUAUCGAACACACACAGGUGAAAAACCAUACAAGUGUAAGUUGUGUCCCCAAGCCUUUGCUAAGAAUUCCAAUCUGAUCUGCCAUAAUCGAACACACACUGGCGAAAAACCAUAUAGGUGCAGGCUGUGCCGCCAAGCCUUUUCUCAAAAUUUUGAUCUGAUCAUUCAUAAUCGAACACACACAGGUGAAAAACCGUACAAAUGUAAACUUUGUCCCCGAGAAUUUGCCCAGAAUUACAAUCUGAUCCGCCAUAAUCGUACACACAGUGGUGAAAAGCCAUUUAAGUGCAAGCUGUGCCCCCAAGCCUUUUCUCAGAAAUCGAAUCUGAUCUGCCAUAAUCGAACACAUAGUGGUGAGAAGCCAUUUAAGUGCAAGCUGUGCCCUCAAGCCUUUGCUAGGAAGUCCUAUCUAUCCAACCAUAAUCGAAUGCACGCAGGUGAAAAGUCAUAAAAAUGUAAGCUUUGACGAAAAUAAUCCCUGGAGAAGGGGAACAAGGGGGACAAAGGACAAACAUAAAUCUCCAAACACAGCUA
Molecule: messenger RNA, 1306 nt
Organism: Ixodes scapularis (black-legged tick)
Lineage: Eukaryota; Metazoa; Arthropoda; Arachnida; Ixodida; Ixodidae
Product: zinc finger protein 525
Exons: 4
Coding region: 210-1223 (337 amino acids)
Biological process (GO): regulation of transcription by RNA polymerase II
Molecular function (GO): DNA-binding transcription factor activity; RNA polymerase II cis-regulatory region sequence-specific DNA binding
Source: RefSeq, a predicted model, not a curated record